CUCGGUGGGAAACACGAUAGAAAACGGGCAGCUAUGCCGCGCGGAGCAGAAAACGGGCUGGACUCGUCCGCUUGGAACAACGGCCGCUGCACCGGAGGACCGACCCGGGGACUGCGGGACCGGGAGGCUGCUGAAAGGCGUUAACAGCUCAUCUUUCCCCGGGGACAACAUCCUCCUGAUAACCGCGGCGGAAGCAGCCGACCCCCAGCUCCUCUCGUCCGCUGUCGACGUCUAGGAUUUUUUGUACGUUUCGUCUGAGAGGAAGCGACUGUAAAUAAAAAGCGAACCGAGGAGCAGAGCGACAGCUUCGGCUCCACCAUGGCUCCUCCGGCGCUGCGUGUGCACGGCUGCUGUGUGAGGACGCUGUGUUUGCAGCUGCUACUGUGGAUUUUAUGUUCCGUGAACGGAGAGGAGCAGCCGUUCAGCGUGGAGGCAUGGCUCCAGAGGUAUGGCUACCUCCCUGCUGCAGACCCCAGAAUGUCAGUGCUGCGUUCCGCUCGAGUCAUGCAGUCCGCUAUCGCUGCCAUGCAGCGCCGCUAUGGCCUCAACAUCACAGGGUCUCUGGACAGCCACACUAUAGACAUAAAGAACGUGACACCCAAGGUGGGUGCUGAGGAGACCCAUGAUGCCAUUCGACGAGCCUUUGACGUUUGGCAAAAUGUGACGCCGCUGCGCUUUGAGGCUGUGGCCUACAGCGAACUGGAGAGGACCAAGAGAGACGUAGACAUCACCAUCAUGUUCGCUUCAGGUUUCCAUGGGGACAGCUCGCCCUUUGAUGGCGAAGGUGGCUUCCUUGCUCAUGCCUACUUCCCAGGACCGGGAAUAGGAGGUGACACGCACUUUGACUCAGAUGAGCCGUGGACGCUGGGAAACCCCAACCAUGACGGUAACGAUUUGUUCCUGGUAGCGGUCCACGAGCUUGGUCACGCUCUGGGCCUCGAGCACUCCAAUGAUCCCACGGCCAUCAUGGCUCCUUUCUACCAGUACAUGGACACUGACAACUUCAAACUGCCCAUGGACGACCUGCUGGGCAUCCAGAAGAUUUAUGGGCCUCCCGAUAAGAUUCCCCAGCCCACUAAGCCUUUGCCGACAGCGCCCCCUCCCCGCUCUCAUCUUCCCUCAGACCCACGUAAGCCAGACAGGCAGACGCGACCUCCGAGGCUGCCACCAGGAGACAGGCCAUCCCACCCCAAUGCUAAACCCAACAUCUGCGAUGGCGGCUUCAACACGCUGGCCAUCCUCAGGAGAGAGAUGUUCGUCUUCAAGGACCACUGGUUUUGGCGGGUGAGAGAUAACUCUGUGAUGCCGGGGUACCCAAUGCUCAUCAGUUUCUUCUGGAGGGGCCUGCCACCCAAGAUAGACGCCGUCUACGAGAACAGCGAGGGCAAGUUUGUCUUCUUCAAAGGAAAGCAGUUCUGGGUGUUUAAGGACACCGUGUUGCAGGCUGGAUACCCGAAGGACAUCACCCAGUUUGGCCACGGCAUGCCAGCCCAGAGCAUAGAGACGGCCGUGUGGUGGGAGGACGUGGCCAAGACCUACUUCUUUAAAGGGGACAGGUACUGGCGCUACAAUGAGGAGAUGAGAACCAUGGACCCUGGCUAUCCCAAACCCGUCACAGUGUGGAGAGGUGUGCCUGACUCGCCACAGGGGGCCUUCGUCGACAAAGCCAAUGGUUUCACCUACUUCUACAAGGGGAAGGAGUACUGGAAGUUCAACAACCAGUUCCUCCGGGUGGAGCCGGGCUACCCACGCUCCAUCCUCAAGGACUUCAUGGGCUGUGACCUGACGCCCAUCGACCCCGGCCGCCCGCCGGCUGACGACGGCAACUCGGAAGUCGUGAUCGAGCUGGACAACGAGGCCAACACGGUGAAGGCCGUCGCCAUCGUCAUCCCCUGCGUGCUCGCGCUGUGCCUGCUGGUGCUGGUGUACACCGUGGUGCAGUUCAAGAGGAAGGGCACGCCGCGCCACAUACUUUACUGUAAGCGCUCCAUGCAGGAGUGGGUCUGAGACAUACGGACGGACGAGCGGGUUGGGCAGAGGGACGUGAGGAGAGACUGGUGAAAACAGGACAUCGAGCCCCCACUUUCACAAAGACAAGGACGGUGGACUUCUAUUGUACGAUGCUCAGCCACGCCGCCUCGGUAUGGUGAUCUGACGGCUUCGUUCUGACCCACAGAAACGGCCCCUCUGGACUUAAAGUCGACUCCUCUAACCCCCGGCCUUUUUACAAACAAAGGGGGCAGGGGUCACUUUGUGGGGGGGUGGUCUUUACCUGAAUGACCUUGAGUCCCAGUCCCAAAAAAAACAAAAAAAACAGGAGGGUCGGCAUCACUUUGUAUCUCAGACUUCCUGUCCCCUCCCUCUUUUCUUCGUGUGGCUGACUGCUCGUACCCAGAGGUGGGACGUUCAGGGGGACGCUGCAUCUGCAUCUGUCAUAUCAGGUCGUUGAUUAAACAGCAGUUUUAUAUUUUCUGAUCUCGGUGCCCCCCCCCCAGCCAACUCACCCACAUUCUUCAUUGUGCGCUCAGAAGACGAAGAAUCUCAGAUAAACAUCACAUUAACAAUUCAGUCCUGCUUUUAUUUUAUUUUUUAAAUAUCAGUUGUUUUACUUCGAGGUCCUCACUGUUCCCUUUAACACGCUCCUGAGGAAGAGACCAAACGAAACCAAAUAAAAUCAAUUUCUCUCCAAAGAGGAUCACAUUUUUUCCUUUCUUUUUCCUUUUUUUUCUUUUCGAUUCAUCCUUCCUUCCCUUCUCUGGAUCAUUGUGGAGACUUAAGAGUCGGGGAGCUCUUGACUGUUGUGGCAGUCUGUUUGAGACACAGGGGCCAAAUUAUUCUGCAAUAUUUUAACUCGCCUUAAUUAUAGAUCAUACUUGUGCUUGGUUUUCGCUGUUCUUGGUGUUAUUUUAUGUUUUUUUUGUAUACCACUGUUUGUUUGUUUGUUUGUUUGUAAAGGAGCUAAUUCGGAGCUUCCUGUGAUUAGUAUUUCUGUAUUUUAUUAUGUUACCCAGAGGCCUCAGCACUGGUUUGCUGAGAGUUCUGGACAUAAAAAACUAGGGUCAGCCUGUAUUGAGAGAAACGUACUGUAUUGUAACAAGAUGAUGGAAGGUUCUGGAGUAAAGCCACUAUUUUUAUGUGUUACUUUUAUUAUUUCCACAUGACACGAGCUCAUCAAGAGUUUGACAGUCUUAUUAUUGCAUUUGCAUUAUUUUUUUGUCCGUGGCCCAUAAUUCCCCUCAGUUUGUGCAUCCAAACUGGUCAUUGUGUAUGGUUGUAUGAGAUUGGACAGACUUUUUU
Paralichthys olivaceus (Japanese flounder) is the source of this 3297-nucleotide messenger RNA. Lineage: Eukaryota; Metazoa; Chordata; Actinopteri; Pleuronectiformes; Paralichthyidae. The record is from RefSeq and is a predicted model, not a curated record.